Molecule: messenger RNA, 862 nt
Organism: Drosophila melanogaster (fruit fly)
Lineage: Eukaryota; Metazoa; Arthropoda; Insecta; Diptera; Drosophilidae
Exons: 2
Coding region: 183-686 (167 amino acids)
Biological process (GO): cellular oxidant detoxification
Cellular component (GO): endoplasmic reticulum membrane; membrane; mitochondrial outer membrane
Molecular function (GO): glutathione transferase activity
Source: RefSeq, marked reviewed
GAAAAACUGCUGCGGGAAUACCACAUAAAUGGGGUUGAUGGGCAGUAUUUCCUUUAAAUUAUUAAUAACGUGUAAAUGAGGUCAAUUGAGGGAACCAUGUCACCUGUUGUGCCUCCUCGGCAAAUCGGCCUUCUUGGCCACGCAAUAACCUCCAGACUGUUGACGAACAAGGAACGCUCGCCAUGGACAACGGACCGAUGGAUGCCACGCCCACUGCCGCCGCCUUCCGGCUGAUUUUGCUUAGCAAAUCGAAUCCCGUGAUGGGUUGCUACAUGUUCUGGACCAGUCUGCUCGUGCUGAAGAUGCUCGUUAUGUCACUACUCACCGCCCGCCAGCGCAUGAAAACCAAGACCUAUGCCAACCCAGAGGAUUUACGCCUGAGUCGGAGCACGGAGGUUCGAUUCGGGGAUCCCAAUGUGGAACGAGUUCGUCGUGCUCAUCGCAACGACCUAGAGAACAUUUUGCCCUUUCUUCUGAUGUCGCUGGCCUAUGUGGCCAGCGGACCGAAUCCCCUGACCGCCCGUCUGCUCAUCCGGAUCGGUGCAAGUGCCCGGCUGAUCCACACGGUGGUCUACGCCAUCAUCCCGGUUCCGCAGCCAGCAAGAGCCCUGGCCUUCUUCACCACCUUCGCCAUCACCUGCUUCGAGGCGGGCUACGUGCUCGUCUGCUGUAUCAAGUACAUUUAGACUAAUGCUGACCCCACUUUGCCAACUAACUACUCACCCACUCGCAUUCAUAGCACCAGUGAUGUCAAGGUACAGGUUUUGGGUGCUCAUUUUCAGUGAAACGUAUGGUUAAUUUAGCAGCUUUUGUCCUAUAAGUAGGAAGUAUAAGUCACCUAUAAUUGCUAUAAUUGGUUGGU